CCCGAGCUCGUACCGAGUCCGACUUAUGAUCUAGAGUCAAAUUGUUAAUUGGAAAUAGAUACGAAAUAAUGCAGCACAUCAAUGGUGGAUUUUAUUUUAUACGUUCUCUUUUCUUAAAAGACGAGCCAGUUUAAGAGACUUAAACGUAAAGGCCUAUUCUUCACGAGACAUUUAAGAUUAUUUGUCAUGGUUGGGGACAGGUCGUGCUGAGGGAAGUUUUCGAGUUUUACCACUUUCCUCUUAACUGCUGAACCAAAGCUAUGAGAUGGUUACUGUUUGAAGAAGGCCUUUAUAAAUGGGAUCUGUUCUAAAUGGUCUUUGGAAUACAACCCAGUUAGAUCAAUACCAGUGUCAGGAAAGGAAGGUACACUCUGGAGGAAUUAAAAUAUUAGCUGACCACCAGUUAGGGUCAUCUGUAGAUGGUGACCAGUUUCUAAAUUUAGCUGGAAGUGGUAGUAAUUUUACUGGCAUUGUCUCUGAUGAUAAUAAUCACACAUGUUCAACUGAAAGAUAUGAUUUCAAUAUGACAGACAGCUGUCAAACUAUCCCACAGACUAUCUGCGGAACAGACAAUAAAAAUGGAGAUGAAAGCAAAACUGAUACAAUGACAACACCAAUGUGCGAAGAUGAGAACAGACUAGGCGGCCCUGUAUUUGAUCCACCUCUCUAUCAACAGAGAUACAGUUUUGUGGCAGACAAACUCAACUCUCUAAAUGUACAAAGCGUUGUAGAUUUUGGAUGCGCAGAAUGUCAACUCUCCAGAUUUUUGGCUGACAUUCCAUCUGUCCAGCGGAUUGCUAUGGUAGACAUGGACAGACCGUUGCUUCAAGCACAUAAGUACAACAUAAAACCAGCCGUUUACCACUUCUUAGACAAACGAAAACAUCCACUGACCAUACAGAUAUACCACGGUGAUGCUACAGUAUUGGACACGAGGAUUAUGGGAUACGAUGCUGUCAGCAUGGUAGAGUUUGUAGAACAUUUAUAUCCAAUUGAUCUUCAAAAGGUUUGUGAUAUGGUCUUCCAUGAACUCCAACCUCGGAUUAUCAUAGUGACAACUCCCAACUUUGAAUUCAACCAGUUAUUCCCAGAUGAUGGACGGACAUUCAGACAUUAUGACCACAAAUUUGAAUGGACCAGAAAGGAGUUUCAGAGUUGGGGUAACCAACAAGCUGGUAGCCAUGGUUACACUGUCCAGUACACAGGCAUAGGGAACCCUCCCCCAGAGAGUAAUCACCUGGGCUAUUGCUCACAAGCUGCCAUUUUUGAAAGGAUUAAAGUCGAAAACAGAGUUCAGCAAAAUGAAAAGUGUGCUCAGAGUUAUACACAGAUUGCAGAAGCGGUUUAUCCUUACAAAAAUGAAGAAGAUACUAUGUCUCCUAGUGAAGCUUUAUCCAUGGAAGCACGAUACAAUAUAAGAGAGCUCAUCAAGGGAGAUAACUACCUAGAACUGGAACCGGACAAGGUUGUCAUACGUUUCAGUGAACUGCUGAGAUACAGAAAUCUGGCCAAGAUGUGCAAAAACAGCAUCACUAUUCUCAGGGACCAUUUUUUGGAUCAGAAUUUCUCCCUGACAGACGAUCAGACAGGAAUUAUUGUGUGUCUAACAGACUACUUUGAAACAGAGAAGUUCGGUGUUGACCUCUAUGAUGAGAAUGAGGAUUGGGAUUUAGAUGAGGGAGAUGGGAGUAAUGAAGUUAAGGAAGUGAUGUCAUCAAAAAGUGACAAUGUCAGUGAAAACAAGCUUCAUGAGGAAUUCUGGGAUUGAUUUAUAAUAGCAGUAUUGAAACUGUACUAUAAACUUGGAAUCCAAGGUAUUUAUAUGAAAUUGUUUCAUUUGUACCACAUCAGACCUUGUACAUGUAUUUGUGAUACAAGAUCAGUAUAAGUGAUACUAGAAAAUGCCUAGUUUUGUUAAUGUCACCAAAGACAAUGCAACUCUUGUGCUAUAUUACACAGCUGCAUAUGAGUGGAGAUUUUUUAGAACAGUUUAUCAGUUGUUGUUGUUUUUGUAGAAACUUAUUAUUUUGUUUAUAAAAUAAACGAUCUUCUGUUUUGAAAGGAAAUAUAGAAACAGAUGUUAUUCUGUGUAUUCCUCUCGGGUAAGUAUUUUAGCUCACCUGGCCAAAACGGCCAUUGUCCGUCCUACUGUCUAUCUGUGGUUAAUUUUUCAUUGAAUGUACAGAAUUACUGAAGGGUGUUUUAAUCAUAUUUGACAUGGAACAUCUUUUGGUUUAGGGGAUUUAAUUCUGUAUAAAUGAACGAUAUGGCCCUCUUUGAGGCAGAUGGGCUGGGCUUGAAGCAGAAAAUAGGAAAUCUUUCAAAGACUACACUUUAAGUAUAAAUGAAAGUCUGUUCUCUCAUUUCUCUCAGAGCCUUAAGCAAAUGUUAUUAUUGUAAUUGCUUUUUGUCUAUAAAAAAUCCAAAAUGAAAACCAUUAUCUCAUAAUGUUGGAAAAAGUUUCAACAUUUUUUCCCGCUCAGAAAAAAACUGAAAAGGUAAACAGUAGACCUGCAGGUCUCUUGUCAGUGUAACAGGCAGGUCUCUUGUCAGUGUGACAGACUAUCUGUUUUGUGGUUUUACAUGUUGUCUUUGUUGUUAAGGAUCUUUUCUUAAAACUGACAUAAUUAUGUUCAUCAAUAAAAUUGUUUUUGA
This is a messenger RNA of Mizuhopecten yessoensis (Yesso scallop), 2655 nucleotides long. RefSeq names its product small RNA 2'-O-methyltransferase-like. Gene Ontology annotation, biological process: piRNA processing; siRNA processing; RNA methylation. Gene Ontology annotation, molecular function: O-methyltransferase activity; RNA methyltransferase activity. The transcript has 7 exons. Gene Ontology annotation, cellular component: cytoplasm; nucleus. The record is from RefSeq and is a predicted model, not a curated record. Bases 296 to 1768 code for a protein of 490 amino acids. Lineage: Eukaryota; Metazoa; Mollusca; Bivalvia; Pectinida; Pectinidae.